Molecule: messenger RNA, 1561 nt
Organism: Nycticebus coucang (slow loris)
Lineage: Eukaryota; Metazoa; Chordata; Mammalia; Primates; Lorisidae
Gene: MARCHF9
Product: membrane associated ring-CH-type finger 9
Exons: 4
Coding region: 1-1041 (346 amino acids)
Biological process (GO): protein ubiquitination
Molecular function (GO): zinc ion binding; ubiquitin-protein transferase activity
Source: RefSeq, a predicted model, not a curated record
AUGCUCAAGUCUCGGCUCCGCAUGUUCCUGAACGAGCUGAAGCUGCUGGUGCUGACGGGCGGGGGGCGGCCCCGGGCCGAGCCGCAGCCCCGGGGGGGCGGGGGAGGCGGCUGCGGCUGGGCGCCCUUCGCCGGCUGCUCUACCCGGGACGGCGACGGCGACGAGGAGGAGUACUACGGGUCGGAGCCGCGGGCCCGGGGCCUGGCGGGAGACAAGGAGCCGCGGGCCGGACCCCCGCCGCCUCCCGCGCCGCCGCUGCCGCCCCCGGGCGCGCUGGACGCCCUGUCGCUCAGCAGUAGCUUGGACAGCGGGCUCCGAACCCCCCAGUGCCGGAUCUGCUUCCAGGGCCCAGAGCAGGGGGAGCUCCUGAGCCCCUGCCGCUGCGACGGCUCGGUGCGCUGCACACACCAGCCCUGCCUCAUCCGCUGGAUCAGUGAGAGGGGUUCCUGGAGCUGUGAGCUCUGCUACUUCAAGUACCAGGUCCUGGCGAUCAGCACCAAGAACCCACUGCAGUGGCAGGCCAUCUCCUUGACAGUCAUCGAGAAGGUCCAGAUUGCUGCCAUAGUUCUGGGCUCACUCUUCCUUGUCGCCAGCAUCUCCUGGCUCAUCUGGUCCUCACUCAGUCCUUCAGCCAAGUGGCAACGGCAGGAUUUGCUCUUUCAGAUCUGCUACGGCAUGUAUGGCUUCAUGGAUGUCGUCUGCAUAGGCCUCAUUGUCCAUGAAGGCUCCUCUGUCUACCGCAUCUUCAAGCGCUGGCAGGCAGUGAACCAGCAGUGGAAGGUCCUGAAUUACGACAAGACCAAGGACAUAGGAGGAGAUGCAGGGGGAGGGACGGCAGGGAAGCCAGGCCCUAGGACCUCACGGACGGGCACCCCCUCCGGGGCCACCAGCCGCCCCCCAGCUGCCCAGCGCAUGCGGACGCUCUUGCCUCAGCGCUGUGGUUACACAAUCUUGCACCUCCUUGGACAACUACGGCCACCAGAUGCCCGUUCCAGCUCUCAUUCUGGCCGAGAGGUUGUCAUGAGGGUCACCACGGUCUGAACUUGGUACAGGAGCGGGGAUCUUGAGUCAAUGCAUCAGCUAGAGAUAAGCUGUCAUGGCUGCUGGAGGUACCAUCUGGACAAAGUGUUUGGGGUACACUGCUCCCACCACUGAGGAUCUCUGCAGGCAGCUUCAAGCUGGAGACAUUGUCUGGCCUCUACUGCCCACUGGGUAGAGUCACCUGGAUAACAUUCAGACCCCCACUGACAGCUCCUCACACUCAUCCUGAGACGGCCAGAAGGCAUGCAAGGAGAGCAACUUUUUUCCCUGGAGAGAACCAUCUUUACCUCAGCUCCUAGGGCCUCCAGCCCACCAGCUCCACCACGGUGACUUGGUGAAGGGGGACCAGUGCCAGAAGAAAGGGGCUGUAGACCCCCAUUCCCCAUCCCAUGGCCACGGGGCAUCUGGCAAUAAGACUAGUGUACAUUGACCUCCCGUUCCCUGCAUGAGGGCGGGGGACUUCUCCCUGCUCCACCCCCCCAUUGCAUGGGGGAAGGGCAUAAAGAAUCAUUUAUAUGCA